AUGGCAGGAGGAGGAAUUGCCGGAGCUCCCGGAGUUGGCAAAAAUUACCCUGGAAAACUCACCGCCAAGGUUCUUACGACAUGCAUUGUUGCUGCUUUCGGCGGUUUGAUCUUCGGCUAUGAUCUUGGAAUUUCAGGUGGUGUAACCUCCAUGGAUUCUUUCCUGAGUCAGUUUUUCCCAUCGGUUUAUGCAAAGGAGUCUUCGGUGACAGCAUCCGAUGACCAGUACUGCAAAUUUGACAGUGAAAAGCUGACAUUCUUUACUUCGUCGCUGUAUAUUGCGGCUCUGGCUUCAUCUAUUGUCGCGUCGAGCAUAACCCGAAAGAUGGGAAGGAGAGUGACGAUGAUGCUCGGAGGAUUAUUGUUCUUCAUCGGAGCAAUUAUCAACGCCGCCGCUAAUCAUGUCUGGAUGCUUUAUUUCGGCCGUAUCUUGCUUGGUUUUGGCAUUGGAUGUGCCAAUCAGUCUGUGCCGAUUUACGUGUCUGAGAUGGCACCAUACAAGUACAGAGGAGCUCUGAAUAUAAUGUUUCAGAUGUCGAUUACAAUUGGGAUUCUAGUGGCCAACUUGCUGAACUAUUUCUUUGCCAAGAUUCCUGGCGGUUGGGGCUGGCGAUUGAGUUUAGGCGGCGCUUUCGUCCCUGCUCUCAUCAUCCUCGUCGGCUCUUUCUUCCUCUCCGAAACACCCAACUCCUUGAUCGAGCGCGAGAAAUAUGACGAGGCUAAGGAAUUUCUUCUCAAAAUCCGUGGCGUCGACAAUGUCGAUGAGGAGUUCAAUGACCUUGUCGCCGCCAGUGAGGCGUCCAGGAAAGUUAAGCAUCCAUGGGCCAAUAUAACAAAGAGACAGUACAGACCGCAGCUCACCAUGGCUAUUUUCAUCCCCUUAUUCCAGCAACUUACAGGAAUGAAUGUGUUUGUUUUUUAUGCCCCUGUUCUUUUCAAGACUAUGGGUUUUGGAGCCAAUGCCUCGCUCAUGUCCGCUCUGAUUACCAGUAUCGUAAAUAUGGUAGCAACGUUGGUAUCUAUUUUUAGUGUGGACAAAUAUGGAAGAAGAACUCUUUUCCUUGAAGGUGGAAUUCAAAUGUUCAUCUGCCAGAUGGUGAUGACAGUCGCCAUUGCAGUCAAGUUCGGAACCACUGGCAACCCUGGAGUCCUGCCUCAGUGGUAUGCUACACUUGUAGUCGUAGCCAUGUGCAUUUACAUCGCCGGUUUUGCCUGGUCAUGGGGGCCUCUGGGUUGGCUCGUGCCGAGUGAAAUAUUCCCUCUCGAGAUCAGGUCUGCGGCACAGAGUAUCAACGUGUCAGUCAACAUGUUGCUGACUUUCGUCGUCGCGCAAGUCUUCACCGCCAUGCUCUGCCACAUGAAGUUCGGUCUAUUCAUCUUCUUCUCUGUGUGGGUGGUGAUCAUGACUAUUUUCAUCCACAAGCUCUUGCCGGAGACGAAAGGAGUGCCGAUUGAGGAGAUGAAUAUUGUCUGGCAAAAGCACCCUUUCUGGCGUAAAUACGUGAAGCCUGCCGAGGAUAGAGAUGAAUGCGAGAUGGGCGGCAAGACACCUUCUGUUUGA
Messenger RNA from Carica papaya (papaya), 1560 nucleotides. Its product is annotated as sugar carrier protein C-like. Gene Ontology annotation, biological process: monosaccharide transmembrane transport. Gene Ontology annotation, molecular function: monosaccharide transmembrane transporter activity. Gene Ontology annotation, cellular component: membrane. NCBI's taxonomy places the organism in Eukaryota, Viridiplantae, Streptophyta, Magnoliopsida, Brassicales, Caricaceae. The record is from RefSeq and is a predicted model, not a curated record.